Messenger RNA from Cuscuta epithymum, 1160 nucleotides. The record is from the annotation of a GenBank genome assembly. NCBI's taxonomy places the organism in Eukaryota, Viridiplantae, Streptophyta, Magnoliopsida, Solanales, Convolvulaceae.
CCAAGCAUUUUAAAUUAUGGCUAAAUGCCCAUCUAUUUUAAUAAACUCGCCGGUAGCUCCCUGCCAUCUGCCGCGGAUAAUCGUCAAUUGUACUUCUCCUUCCCUUCCGAAUUUCUUCAAAUUUGCAGCGGUUUCACAUCGCCAUAAACGCUCAUCAGCUUCGUUCUCUACAGUAUCCUCUUUUUCUUCCAUGGACAGUCCGCCUGAGGGUUACCGUAGAAACGUUGGCAUUUGUCUCAUGAGCCCUUCUGUCAAAAAGAUCUUUGCUGCCUCGAGGCUUGACAUGCCGAAUGCUUGGCAAAUGCCUCAGGGAGGCGUAGAUGAGAAUGAAGAUCCAAGAGAUGCUGCCAUCCGAGAACUAAGAGAAGAAACUGGAGUCACUUCUGCAGAAAUCAUUGCUGAGGUGCCACACUGGUUAACAUAUGAUUUCCCACUCCAUGUUAGAGAAACACUCAACCAGCGAUGGGGUUCUGACUGGAAAGGUCAAGCACAGAAGUGGUUCCUCUUUAAGUUCACUGGAAAGGACGAGGAAGUCAAUCUUCUUGGUGAUGGGACUGAGAAGGCUGAAUUUGGAGAGUGGUCUUGGAUGUCACCCGAACAAGUUGUUGAUCGUGCUGUGGAUUUCAAGAAGCCGGUCUACAAAGAAGUUAUUUCAGUUUUUGCUCCAUUUCUUCAGUAGCUCUGGGGAUGUGUCAGUCAGGUCUGCAUCCUCUCCAUAAUGGAUCAUGGCAUGCAAUCAGACUAUCAGAGUGUUCCAUGGGCAAGAUGGAGAGCCAAAUAAAGUCCCAAGAACAAUUUUUCCAAGUCUGUAUCUUAUUCUCUUGAUGAACUGUAUAUGGCUGGUAUGUUAUAGAGAUAGAAUGAGGACCUACCAUCAUUUAUGAUAUUAACUUUAUGCCAUCAACCCCAUCAGGAUAUUAUUGUAAUAUUGUUAUAGAAAAGGCUGCCCUGUUUGGCUGCAUUGAUCGGCUUCUUCUGAAUAUGAAUAUAUGAUGUAUCGAACUUCUCUACCCCGUCAGUGACUCAGAUUCAACAAGGGGACAAUGUUUUAUGUUCAUCUAGAUCUACUACGUACGAGUAUUAUUUAUAAUCUUUAUUUUUGAACAAUGCUCAUAGGUUUCAUCCAUGGACUACGAUAUAUGAUUGAUUGUUUGUGCAAU